CCGCCCUGAACCCCUCUCCUGGUUCGCCGAAAAUUAGUCUCCGUGGAGUUUCCCCUCCACCCCGCCGCCGUUUCCUCGGUCCUCGGCUCAGUGGAAGUCACUGCCCUCGAGGAGGAGGCAGCGGCAGCCGCCCUCGCCUGCCGCCCCCGGUUCGGUGCCCGCGGUGCCGGAGAGGAGGUGCCGCCGCCACCGCCGCUCCCCCCCUCCCGCUGCCCUCGGGCCGGGCUGGGUCGAGCUGCGAUGCCCUCGGACUUCAUCUCAUUGCUCAGCGCGGACCUAGACCUGGAGUCGCCCAAGUCCCUGUACUCGCGAGAUUCUCUGAAGUUACACCCAUCACAGAAUUUUCAUAGAGCUGGACUAUUGGAAGAAUCUGUCUAUGAUCUUCUCCCAAAGGAGUUACAGUUACCUCCAUCUAGAGAACCAUCUGUAGCAUCAAUGAGUCAGACAAGUGGUGGUGAGGCAGGCUCGCCUCCUCCAGCUGUAGUUGCUGCUGAUGCUUCUUCAGCUCCCUCCUCUUCCUCCAUGGGCGGUGCUUGCAGCUCCUUUACCACCUCUUCCAGCCCUACCAUUUAUUCUACCUCAGUCACCGACAGCAAGGCUAUGCAAAUGGAGAGCUGCUCCUCAGCCUUGGGGGUAAGUAACCGAGGGGUAAGUGAAAAGCAGUUAACCAGUAACACAGUUCAGCAGCAUCCAUCAACACCGAAGAGGCACACAGUCUUGUACAUCUCACCACCACCUGAGGACUUGCUGGAUAACAGUCGGAUGUCCUGCCAGGAUGAGGGGUGUGGAUUGGAAUCUGAGCAGAGCUGCAGUAUGUGGAUGGAGGAUUCCCCCUCCAACUUCAGUAACAUGAGCACCAGUUCCUACAAUGAUAACACUGAGGUACCUCGUAAAUCACGAAAACGAAAUCCAAAGCAGAGGCCGGGGGUCAAACGACGAGAUUGUGAAGAGUCUAAUAUGGAUAUAUUUGAUGCCGACAGUGCCAAAGCACCUCACUAUGUGCUUUCUCAGCUUACCACGGACAACAAAGGCAACUCAAAAGCAGGAAAUGGAACAUUGGAAAACCAAAAAGGAACUGGAGUAAAGAAGAGCCCUAUGUUGUGCGGACAGUAUCCUGUUAAAAGUGAGGGAAAGGAGCUGAAGAUAGUUGUACAACCUGAGACCCAGCACAGAGCUCGGUACCUAACUGAGGGUAGUCGUGGCUCAGUAAAGGACAGAACACAGCAAGGCUUUCCUACAGUAAAGCUGGAAGGCCAUAAUGAGCCAGUAGUGUUGCAGGUGUUUGUGGGCAAUGACUCUGGUCGAGUGAAACCACAUGGAUUUUAUCAGGCCUGCAGGGUAACUGGGCGAAAUACAACUCCCUGCAAAGAAGUGGACAUUGAAGGCACUACUGUUAUAGAAGUCGGCCUUGAUCCGACCAACAAUAUGACACUGGCGGUGGACUGCGUAGGGAUAUUGAAAUUGAGGAAUGCUGAUGUUGAAGCCAGAAUAGGAAUUGCUGGUUCCAAGAAAAAAAGCACUCGUGCCAGAUUGGUUUUUCGAGUUAAUAUCACAAGGAAAGAUGGCUCCACUUUGACACUGCAAACACCCUCUUCUCCGAUUUUGUGUACUCAGCCAGCAGGAGUGCCAGAAAUCUUAAAGAAGAGCUUACAUAGCUGUUCAGUGAAAGGAGAGGAAGAAGUAUUUUUAAUCGGCAAGAACUUUCUGAAAGGAACUAAAGUUAUUUUCCAAGAAAAUGUUUCUGAUGAAAACUCUUGGAAGUCAGAAGCUGAAAUCGACAUGGAAUUAUUUCAUCAGAAUCAUCUUAUUGUGAAGGUUCCCCCAUAUCAUGACCAACAUAUAACUUUGCCAGUAUCAGUGGGAAUAUACGUAGUGACCAAUGCUGGAAGAUCUCAUGAUGUUCAGCCAUUCACUUACACUCCAGACCCAGCAGCUGCUGCUUUGAAUGUAAACGUGAAGAAGGAAAUAUCUAGUCCGGCAAGACCUUGCUCUUUCGAAGAGGCCAUGAAAGCAAUGAAAACUGCUGGAUGUAACUUAGAUAAGGUAAAUAUUCUUCCUAAUGCUCUGAUCACUCCACUCAUAUCAAGCAGUGUGAUUAAGAGUGAAGAUGUUACUCCAAUGGAAGUAACAGCAGAGAAAAGAUCUUCCCCUAUUUUUAAGACUACAAAGACAGUUGGAUCCACUCAACAAACAUUAGAAAAUAUCUCUAACAUAGCAGGAAAUGGGUCUUUUUCAUCAUCAUCAUCAUCUUCCCACUUACCUUCUGAAAAUGAAAAGCAACAACAGAUUCAGCCCAAGGCAUACAACCCAGAGACCCUGACAACUAUCCAAACACAGGACAUUUCACAGCCUGGUACCUUUCCAGCAGUUUCUGCUUCUAGUCAACUGCCCAACAGUGAUGCACUACUGCAGCAGGCUACACAGUUUCAGACAAGAGAAACUCAGUCUAGAGAGGUAUUACAGUCAGAUGGUACAGUGGUUAAUUUGUCACACCUGACUGAGGCAUCACAGCAACAGCAGCAGUCACCACUACAAGAACAAGCACAGACUUUACAGCAGCAGAUUUCAUCAAAUAUUUUCCCAUCACCAAAUAGUGUGAGUCAGCAACUACAGAAUACAAUUCAACAGCUGCAGGCAGGAAGUUUUACAGGCAGUACUACUAGUGGCAGCAAUGGAAAUGUUGACUUGGUCCAACAAGUUUUAGAGGCACAACAACAGUUAUCUUCAGUUUUAUUUUCUGCUCCAGAUGGUAAUGAGAAUGUUCAAGAACAGCUUAGUGCAGACAUUUUUCAACAAGUCAGUCAAAUUCAAAAUAGCGUAAGCCCUGGAAUGUUUUCCUCAACAGAGCCAGCAGUCCAUACCAGACCAGAUAAUUUAAUAGCUGGAAGAGCUGAAAGUGUUCACCCACAGAAUGAAAACACAUUAUCUAAUCAACAGCAGCAACAACAGCAACAGCAAGUGAUGGAAUCAUCAGCUGCAAUGGUGAUAGAGAUGCAACAGAGUAUCUGCCAGGCGGCUGCCCAAAUUCAGUCGGAGCUGUUUCCUUCAACUGCUUCAGCAAAUGGAAACCUUCAGCAGUCUCCAGUUUACCAGCAGACUUCUCAUAUGAUGAGUGCGUUAUCAGCCAAUGAGGACAUGCAAAUGCAAUGUGAAUUGUUUUCUUCUCCUCCUGCAGUUUCUGGAAAUGAAACUGCUACAACCACCACACAGCAGGUUGCAACUCCUGGCACUACCAUGUUUCAGACAUCAAGUUCAGCAGAUGGAGAAGAAACUGGAACACAAGCAAAACAGAUUCAGAACAGUGUCUUUCAGACCAUGGUCCAAAUGCAACAUAGUGGGGACAGUCAACCUCAAGUUAGCCUUUUUUCAUCUACGAAAAGUAUGAUAAGUGUUCAAAAUAAUGGUACUCAGCAGCAAGGUAAUGGUUUAUUCCAGCAAGGUAAUGAGAUGAUGUCACUCCAAUCAGGGAAUUUUUUGCAGCAGUCUUCUCAUUCACAGGCUCAACUCUUUCAUCCUCAGAAUCCUAUUGCUGAUGCUCAGAACCUUUCCCAGGAAACUCAAGGUUCUAUUUUUCAUAGUCCAAGUCCUAUUGUCCACAGUCAGACUUCUACAACCUCCUCUGAACAAAUGCAGCCUCCAAUGUUUCACUCUCAAAAUACCAUGGCUGUGCUACAGGGCUCUUCUGUUCCUCAAGACCAGCAGUCAGCCAACAUAUUUCUUUCCCAGAGUCCAAUGAAUAAUCUUCAAACUAACACAGUAGCCCAAGAAGAACAGAUUUCAUUUUUUGCAGCUCAGAAUUCAAUUUCUCCACUUCAGUCAACAUCAAACACUGAGCAGCAAGCUGCAUUCCAACAGCAGGCUCCAAUAUCACACAUCCAGACCCCUAUGCUUUCCCAAGAACAGGCACAACCAUCCCAGCAAGGUCUAUUUCAGCCUCAGGUUUCCCUGGGCUCCCUUCCUCCUAAUCCAAUGCCUCAAAACCAACAAGGAGCAAUCUUCCAGUCACAGCACUCAAUGGUUGCCAUCCAGAGUAACUCUGCAUCCCAGGAGCAGCAGCAGCAGCAACAGCAGCAGCAGCAGCAGCAGCAGCAACAGCAGAGCAUUUUAUUCAGCAAUCAGAAUACCAUGGCUCCAUUGGCAUCUCAAAAGCAGCCACCACCAAACAUGAUAUUCAACCCAAGUCAAAAUCCAAUGGCUAAUCAAGAGCAGCAGAACCAGUCAAUUUUUCAUCAACAGAAUAAUAUGGCCCCAAUGAAUCAAGAACAGCAGCCCAUGCAAUUUCAGAACCAGCCCACGGUUUCCUCACUUCAGAACCCAGGUCCUGCCCAGUCCGAAUCAUCACAGACCUCCUUGUUCCAUAGCUCUCCUCAGAUUCAGUUGGUCCAAGGGUCACCCACUUCUCAAGAGCAGCAAGUAACACUCUUCCUUUCUCCAGCAUCCAUGUCUGCAUUGCAGAACAGUAUAAACCAACAAGACAUGCAACAGUCUCCCCUUUAUUCCCCUCAGAACAACAUGCCUGGAAUCCAGGGAGCCACAUCUUCACCUCAACCACAGGCUACUUUAUUUCACAACACUACAGGAGGCACAAUGAACCAACUACAAAAUUCUCCUGGCUCUUCUCAGCAGACUUCAGGAAUGUUCUUAUUUGGCAUUCAAAAUAACUGUAGUCAGCUUUUAACUUCUGGACCAGCUACAUUGCCAGAUCAGUUGAUGGCCAUAAGUCAGCCAGGCCAACCGCAAAACGAGGGCCAGCCACCUGUGACAACACUUCUUUCUCAGCAAAUGCCAGAGAAUUCUCCACUGGCAUCCUCAAUAAACACCAAUCAGAACAUUGAAAAGAUUGAUUUGCUUGUUUCAUUGCAAAACCAAGGGAACAACUUAACUGGCUCCUUUUAACUGGAUAUAAAUUCCAUGAAGAAAAUCCUGAUUUCAAGAUACCCUGAGAUCUUGCGAUUCCAUGAGGAUUAUUGAACUGUUACUUUAAAAAGAAAACAAAAUAUGAAAAACUGUGAUUAAAUAAAUGGAUGGAUUUUACUCUGACUGCAAAAGAGCACACCUGUGCUGCCUAUUGCAGUGAUUAACCACCAUUGUUAACAUCUUUUUAUUUUAUAUUCCUAAUAACAGUGAUGACUGAGAAUAUAUUUGAGUUUCCAGCUGACAGAAUUAAUUGUUGCUAUUUUCCUAGGCAUUAUUUCUUUAAAAAUACAGUUUAAAUUGAUAAGCUGGAUCACUCAGUUAUUAUUGCUAUUAGAAAAUAAUUCAUGUUUCAUGUUUACUUUUGUUCUUCAUUCAGAUUUUCUUUCCUGUAUUUAGUCAAGUAGUGGCUUUUGAAAAAGGAAAGUUCAAAUCAUAACUUAGGCUGUGAUUUUUCAGUAUAAAAAGCACAGCUAUUGGCCAAAAUGAAGCAGUCUUUAUUCAGUUUCUAUAGAGAAACUGAAGGGGUAACAUUCUGACAGGUAAGCUGUAUUAAGAGCUCUACACAGAUAAGAGGACUCUAUUUAUCACAGACAACACACAAACUGGGAACAGCUGGAAUGCUAUUGAUUUUAUUUUUCAGAGAGUUGUUAAUUCUCUGUGUUUCUGUUAAGGGUUUUAGCCAUAACUGUGCAUAGAAAAAUAUAAACAUCUUGCUCUAUUUAAAAAUGAAGGGGAUAAUAUAUGGUAAAUUAUGUUCUGAUAUCCUCCUACAAUAGUUAAAACUGACAGAGUAAUUCAAGUCUGUUUUCUUCUUAUCCCAGUCUUGAACUGGUAUUCCAUUUUUAUGUUCAGCGAUACUAUUCUUCCCCUCUUCUUCACUUUAUUUUAGACAAUUAGUAAUAUAUUACUAGCUUUGUGAUCCUGUAGUAACUUAAAUGAAAAGACCACUUUGAUCUGGGGUAACCCAGCAACUCCUGCAGCACAGGCCGGGGGGUAUCCUUUCAGGAAUGAGGGGAGCUGACUCCUGAGAAACAAGAAACAAUGCAUUUUUUUUCCAUGAACGGUGCUGUUCUGAAGUCUUCAAAUUUUUCCCUCUAAUAGGAAACAGUGUAAAUGUUAAUCUGAAAAAAAAAAAAGACAAACUAAAAUUUCUUGAAACAUCACUUCUCCCUGAGCUGCAGUGAGUGUAAUUCACUUGUCACCUCAGUGCUUUACAGUUUGAAGUGGUCACUUAUCUGAUGGUUCCCACAAGCCUUAGGCUUUACAGGGUCAUAUCAUUGACUUAAUAUGAAGAAUUAAUUUGUGUUACAUCUAUAGAGAGCAAAAUAACACACUCCAGAACUUGCAGUUGUAGCAUUAGUUAUACAGAUUUGGGUGUUCUCACCACCCAUGGGAUGCCUGCUUCUCUCUACAACCUGUUGUCUGGACACAUGCUUAUGUCUUACUCUCCUUUUGGCAUGUAGAAAGCUGUUAAUACAGUUUAAGGCCAAAUUGUGUGUGGCUUC
Lipotes vexillifer (Yangtze River dolphin) is the source of this 6422-nucleotide messenger RNA. It is a transcript of the gene NFAT5, whose product is annotated as nuclear factor of activated T cells 5. The transcript has 15 exons. The record is from RefSeq and is a predicted model, not a curated record. Bases 241 to 4896 code for a protein of 1551 amino acids. Gene Ontology annotation, molecular function: RNA polymerase II cis-regulatory region sequence-specific DNA binding; DNA-binding transcription factor activity, RNA polymerase II-specific; transcription factor binding. Gene Ontology annotation, biological process: regulation of transcription by RNA polymerase II; cytokine production; calcineurin-NFAT signaling cascade. Lineage: Eukaryota; Metazoa; Chordata; Mammalia; Artiodactyla; Lipotidae. Gene Ontology annotation, cellular component: transcription regulator complex.